Schistocerca americana (American grasshopper) is the source of this 1684-nucleotide messenger RNA. RefSeq names its product juvenile hormone esterase-like. The coding region runs from base 197 to 1615 and encodes 472 amino acids. Lineage: Eukaryota; Metazoa; Arthropoda; Insecta; Orthoptera; Acrididae. The record is from RefSeq and is a predicted model, not a curated record. The transcript has 10 exons.
GGCGGAGGCUGGGGGCGCAGAGCUCCCGGUGGUGAGGACCCUGCAGGGCGCGGUGCGAGGCCGCCGACGGGCGACUAGCAACGGCCGCCCACUGCUCGCUUUCUACAACCUGCCGUACGCCAAGCCCCCCGUCGGGUCGCUGCGUUUCAAGGAUCCACAGCCGCCAGAUGGAUGGGUGCACAUCCGAGAUGCCACUAUGCGUGGGCCUGACUGCGUACAGAAUGACGAGUUUUUCUUCCAUACUGGAGUGUCUGGAUCUGAAGACUGCCUCUACCUCAACGUCUACACACCUGAGCUGUCACCAUCCAGUCCACUGCCAGUCAUGUUUUGGGUUCAUGGAGGAGCAUAUUUCUAUGGGGGUGGCUCAGUCUAUGGACCGGAUUUUCUCUUGGAUCAUGAUGUAGUAUUAGUAACCAUCAAUUACCGACUUGGAACGUUAGGUUUUCUGAGCACCGAAGAUGAAGCUGCUCCAGGAAAUUUCGGACUUAAAGACCAGGUGGCGGCGCUGCGUUGGGUACAGGAGAACAUCGCAGCGUUUGGCGGAGAUCCGGACAGAGUCACCAUUUUCGGCGAAAGUGCGGGGGCGGCCUGCGUACACCUCCUCGCACUGUCACCCCUCGCCAGAGGUCUCUUCCACCGCGUCAUAAUGGAGAGCGGCUCCGCCCUGACGCCCUGGACGUUGGCACGCAAUGGGGAGUCAGCAGCGAGGGCGCGGCAGGUGGCGGCCUCCCUGGGCUGCCCCACACAGCCCCACGCCGCCAUGGUCGACUGUCUGCGCGGUGUCGACGACCACAAGCUGCUGCUCGCCGGGAACAUGCUUAAGAAAUGGGGCGUACACCCUGUCGUACUGUUUCAUCCCGUCGAGGAAGCUGCCACGCCUUCUUCAUUUCUUCCCGGACCCUCGCCACUCUUGAAGCCUGCUGAAGUGGACUGGAUGGUUGGCGUGAAUGAAAAUGAAGGAGGAAUUUUUAGUGCAGGGUUUUAUGCGAACAGUUCAGUGUGGAAAGAGUUCGAAAAUAAUUUAAACACUUUGUUACCGAUAACGAUAUUUUAUGAUACCGCACGAAAUGCUGAUCUCAUUGGAAAAAAGAUUCGUGAAUUUUAUUUUCCAUCUGGAAAUCUCUCUCUCAAGGGUAUGACUGAACUGUACUCAGAUGUCAUGUUUAUUUGGGGAAGUGACGAGGCAGUCCGACGUUACAGAAACAUGGCCUCUGUCUUCUAUUAUUAUUUUACCUAUAGAGGAAAGUACAGGGCAGCAGAUCCCUAUCGAAAAAUUGACUUUGAUUUCGGUGCUGGACACACAGACGAACUGUUCUACUUAUUUCCGAAAAACCCGUUCUACCCAGAAAAUUAUGAGUUACCAGACGAAGACAGGAAGAUCGUUGAUACGUUGACUAAGUUGUGGACCAAUUUCGCUAAAACUGGGAAUCCAACUCCAGAUGGUGAGUCUGUAACGUGGCCGAAAGUUGCGUCUGAUGAUGAACCGGAGUACUUGGAAAUCGGUAAAGAACUAAAAGCAAAGAGGGGUUUCGCCAAGGAGCGUAUGAAAUUCUGGCGAUCUGUGACUCCUUUAUGGGAUUUUGGAACUGGUAAAGCCCUUAGGGACGAACUUUAGUUGCCAGAAGCUGAAAUUUCUUAUUGUAUUUACUAUAGAACGUAAUAAAAUUUAUAAAUUAUUGUUUAA